AUGACCGACCGCAAUAAUUCAUCUCGUAGGAGGAGGUCCAGCAGUAUAUUACAGGUCUAUCAUGAACCACCGGAGACUCUCGAGCAAAUCAGUGAUCAGGCUGCUCUACCCAACCUGAACGCCAACUGGACAAGUGCAAAAGGUGCUUGGACAAUUCACAUCGUCUUAAUCGCCGCGCUAAAGAUUUUCUACGACAUCAUUCCCGGCGUUUCGCAGGAGACGUCAUGGACAUUGACCAACAUGACGUACAUGUUUGGCUCGUACAUCAUGUUUCAUUAUGUCCGCGGCGUACCAUUCGAGUUCAACAGCGGCGCCUUUGACAAUCUCAACAUGUGGGAACAAAUCGACAAUGGUGCUCAGUACACCCCGACCAAAAAGUUUCUUCUUAGCGUCCCAAUCGUGCUUUUUCUGUUGAGCACUCACUACACCCAUUACGACUUGGCAUAUUUUAUCAUCAACUUCCUGGCCGUAUUGGCCGUGGUAAUUCCGAAGCUACCUUUUAGCCACAGAAUGCGGUUCGGUCUCUUUUCAGGGCCUCCAGAGGAAGAUUAG
This is a messenger RNA of Ustilaginoidea virens, 552 nucleotides long. RefSeq lists its product as uncharacterized. The record is from RefSeq and is a predicted model, not a curated record. Gene Ontology annotation, cellular component: endoplasmic reticulum membrane. The transcript has 3 exons. Lineage: Eukaryota; Fungi; Ascomycota; Sordariomycetes; Hypocreales; Clavicipitaceae. The coding region runs from base 1 to 552 and encodes 183 amino acids. Gene Ontology annotation, biological process: intracellular sphingolipid homeostasis; negative regulation of ceramide biosynthetic process; ceramide metabolic process.